AUGGUGGACAAAGCUUACCUCCUUAAUGCGGAAGAAAUCCGAGAUUUUAUCGUCAACGGGUAUAUCCAAAUUCAGGCUGAUUUUCCGACCAACCUUCACGAGCACAUCUAUCAGCAGAUCGAAGAUGUACUUGCGAAGGAAGGUAACCCGGGAAAUAACCUGCUGCCCCGGAUUCCUGAGAUUCAGCGGGUUUUUGAGCAUCCAAAGGUUUGUGGUGCGUUGACCAGUCUGCUGGGUCCAGAAUACCUUAUGCACCCCCAUCGUUACUGCCAUCUCAACUCGUCAGGGAGUGACGGGCAGACUUGGCAUAAGGAUGAUUAUGUAUUUGACCAGAAGGUGCGCCAUCAUCGCUUCCGAUGGGUGAUGGCUUUCUACUACCCGCAAGAUGUCACCGAAGACAUGGGACCGACGGGGGUACUACCCGGAAAGCAGUAUUACAAUACGGUUUCUGAUACGAAUCCGGCGCAAAGCACUGAGCGGGCGGAGGCACUUUGUGGCAAGGCGGGUACGGUGACAAUUGUCAAUUUCGAUUCGUGGCAUCGGGCGACAGCGAAUCGUAGCGACAAAAAGCGUUACAUGCUGAAAUUUCAGUUCACACGGAUGGGUGAACCUUCUCAACCUUUACAGGGUAACGGGCAUACGAACUGCCAAUCCGCGGACGAUGAUAGGCAUCAAGGGUUAUCAAGACAUGUCUGGAAUUGGCUCUCUCAAAGCAAUGGUGCAGAUUCGAUGCACGUCCCAUCCGACAAAAACGGCUCUGUGUCACAACUGAUAGCGGGGCUACGAGAUACCGAUGAGAGUGUUCGCCUGAAUUCGGCUUAUGCGUUGGGAGGGAUGGGAGAAUCCGUUGUGCCGGCACUAAUGCAAGCAUUACGGGAUGAGGCUGAGGUUUUGGCGGAGAAAAACGUCACAAAAACUGCAGCGAAUCCACAAGGCGGUAACCCCGCCGAUCUCUAUUCUGCUCAAGCACUGACAGAGGUGGGGCAGUCCAGUGUACCGUCAUUGAUUUCGGCGUUAGGGGGUGCGUCUUGGCCUACCCGUGCGGCAGCUGCAGAUACGUUAGGCAAUCUAGGCAAGCUUGCGAAAGAGGCUGUACCCGCAUUGAUUCGGGUGCUGCGUGAUGAGAGUUCGUGGGUUCGCCGAAAUGCAGCGGAGGCGUUGGGAACAAUCGCGGGAUCUACUGAGGACAUUGUACCGGCAUUGAUGCAGGUUUCAACUGACUCGGAAAUGCUGGUUCGACUCAAUGCGGUGAUGGCACUGGCAAAGAUUGGUCAAUCCACAAACGAUAUCGUGCCUGCAUUGGCGGGACGGUUAAGCGAUGAGGACCGAUAUGUUCGUUACUAUGCAGCUAGCGGUGUUACGGCAGAUUGGAACGCCCGAAGCACAAAACGCUUUAUGGGACGACCUAGUGACCUCGCGCUGGUGCCCCAUAACAACAGCAGAGAAUCCUUACUGACAAUUACGCAUCUACUUCUCCCUGCCACAACCGUUGCAUCUCUUCACAGGAAGCUAGGAGGGUGUCUAGCGUGCCUGUACCCCCUCAACUCGUCCAUCCUUCAGGACAAUAAUCUUAUCCGCUCGACGGAGUGCGGGCCGGCGAUGGGAGACAACAAGGCAGGUGGAAUGCUGUGUUUCAAAGACGCGAUCCCACAGCACUCGUUCUGUUUCUACGUCGAGCGCGGAGGAUAG
This is a messenger RNA of Geodia barretti, 1689 nucleotides long. Lineage: Eukaryota; Metazoa; Porifera; Demospongiae; Tetractinellida; Geodiidae. The record is from the annotation of a GenBank genome assembly.